This is a messenger RNA of Lepisosteus oculatus (spotted gar), 2701 nucleotides long. RefSeq names its product collagen alpha-6(VI) chain-like. NCBI's taxonomy places the organism in Eukaryota, Metazoa, Chordata, Actinopteri, Semionotiformes, Lepisosteidae. The record is from RefSeq and is a predicted model, not a curated record.
AAUGAACUUCAGAUGGUGGAAUUUGGAAGAGGUUUUGGCUAUAAAGAGAUCCUGACCAUUGAAAUGAAGAAUAUUGCUAGUUCAUUGUUUACAGAACUUGACACAAUUGCAGAGAGAGAGUGCUGCAACGUCAUAUGCAAAUGUACCGGGCAUGAGGGGUCUCGGGGCGCCAGGGGACCCCCAGGGCCAAAGGGAACACCAGGUACAAAAGGAGUUUGGGGACAUCCUGGAGAUGAAGGAGGAAUGGGCCGGAGAGGCCCUCAUGGCUCCAAUGGCACUCAUGGAAUAUCAGGAUGUCCUGGGGAAAGAGGCACACAGGGUCUAGCUGGCUUCAGGGGGGACAGGGGGGACAGCGGCGAUCCUGGAUCACCUGGGCUGGAUGGCGAAAUGGGGAUUCCUGGAGCCCCUGGAGAGCCUGGAGAGAGAGGCAGCCCUGGAAACCCGGGUGAAAAGGGAGACCAAGGGGAAGUGGGAGAGCCGGGGCAUCGGGGCUUGAGAGGAGACUGUGGCGAUUCUGGCACAGACAAUACUGUCCGUGGUUUCAAGGGGGAGAAAGGAAGCCUUGGAAUACCGGGUGAUGCAGGUCUAGAUGGUUCUCCUGGAGCCGCCGGCAGUAAAGGACAUGAAGGUCCUAAGGGACAACGUGGGCUACUGGGAGAGAAGGGAGAGCGAGGCGUUCCAGGUUUGCGGGGACUGACAGGACAGCCCGGAGCCACCGGACCUCAGGGGGAGAAAGGAUCAUCUGGGUUCCCGGGGUCUCAGGGCCCUCCAGGUCUACCUGGGCCUCAGGGUCAAACAGGACGAGAAGGCCCAGAAGGAUCUGUUGGGAAGCCGGGACCAGAUGGACAGAAGGGUCAGCCUGGAGACCCUGGAGAUGGAGCAGCUGGAGGACCAAGAGGACCAGCAGGUUUACCGGGGAGCAAUGGCAGACAUGGUUAUGGACCCCCUGGACAGAAAGGAAGAAAGGGUGAAGUAGGUUUUCCGGGCUACCCAGGGCCUCAGGGACCACCGGGGGAUCCAGGAAGGAAAGGAAGCAUCGGUCCCACAGGGGUCCGCGGACGCCGGGGUUCCACCGGCAGGCCUGGCGCCCCCGGACAGCCUGGAAACCCUGGUCUCCAGGGCCAUGGGGGUGCUAAAGGACCGAGCAGACGCAAAUCAGACAAUAUCUGUGAGCUUGUUUCCCACAUCAAGAAGCUAUGCCCAUGCUGUGAAGGCAGGACGGAUUGCCCUGUGUACCCAACAGAGCUGGUCGUUGCCCUUGACAUGUCCGAGGAUGUUACUCCGCAGGUCUUUGAGAGAAUGCGGAACAUCGCCGUGAACCUCCUCCAGGAUCUGACCAUCUCAGAAAGCAACUGCCCCACCGGGGCCCGCGUGGCUGUUGUCUCCUACAGCUCCACCACAAAGUAUCUCAUUCGCUUCUCGGACUACCACAGGAAAAAACAACUGAUCGAAGCUAUAAAAAACAUACCACCAAAGAGAACAACCAGCCGCCGCAACAUCGGGGCGGCUAUGAGAUUCGUAGCCAGGAACGUGUUCAAGCGAGUCCGCCAGGGUGUGCUCAUGAGGAAGGUGGCCAUCUUCAUCAGCAACGGAGCAUCGCAGGAGGCCACUCCUAUUGUGACAGCAGCACUGGAGUUCAAGGCUCUGGACAUCACCCCCGUGGUCAUCGCCUUCAGGAACGUGCCCAACGUCAGACGGGCUUUCGAGGCCGAUGAAAGUGGGAGUUUCAUGGUGUCUGUGUUGGAAGAAGCACAGGAUCAGAGCCCGGAGCUCUACAGAGUUCGGCAGUGUGCGCUGUGCUACGAUCCAUGCAGUCCCUCAGUGGUAUGCCAAAGCUUCAAAUCUAUUCCCAUUCCUCUGCGCAUGGACUUGGACCUGGCUCUGGUAGUGGACAGCUCCCGGAACGUGCCGACGGAUCAGUAUGAUGGUGUCAAGGAGCUUCUGAGCUCCAUUCUGGACCAGCUCGACGUUAGCAGCCAGCCAGGGACCUCCGACAGGGGAGCCAGGGUGGCUCUGGUGCAGCACAGCACACUGAACUACCCCCCACGGCGAGGAGAAGAGCCUGUCAAGAUCGAGUUUGACCUCCUGCGGUAUAGAAACAGGGACUUAAUGAAAAGGCACAUUCACAAGAACAUGCGGCAGACCGGUGGCUUGUCCUGUACUGAGCAUGCUGUGGAGUGGGUGAUCCACAAUAUCAUGCUCAAGUCCUCCAGGCCCAGACCAACGAAGGUCAUUUUUACAGUUAUCGGAGAAGAGACAAACGUGUGGGACCAAGCCAAGCUGGAUCACAUUGCCCUGCUAGCUCAGUGUGAGGGCGUGACUUUGUUCACCCUUUCACUGGGGCGUCAAUCCAAUGUCACAGCAGUGGAAAAACUGGCGAGCGUCCCACUGGAACAGCAUCUGCUGUGUCUGGGUGAAGCGAAGCAUGGUGGGAUAGAAUACGCUCAAAGGUUUACUCAAGGCUUCAUUCGCAUUCUAAACAGUGGAAUCAACACAUAUCCUCCACCUGAUGUUCAAAGAAAAUGUGAAAGUCUCCAGAAAUGGUUUCACUCUAAAGGUAUCCCUGGAGAAUAUUUGGAAGGAGUUGCACAUACUUGACUAUUUUACAGGAUCUGGUGGAAGAGAUUUACACGGACUAUACCAUCACCUCGACGAAGAAACCGGGGAGCAAGAACAGUACGUUACAGAGUUUGUAGACCUU